This is a messenger RNA of Hirsutella rhossiliensis, 930 nucleotides long. RefSeq lists its product as uncharacterized. The transcript has a single exon. The record is from RefSeq and is a predicted model, not a curated record. Bases 1 to 930 code for a protein of 309 amino acids. NCBI's taxonomy places the organism in Eukaryota, Fungi, Ascomycota, Sordariomycetes, Hypocreales, Ophiocordycipitaceae.
AUGGCGAGCGAGCACCGAAAGCUAGAGUCCUCUCCCGGCCGAACGACCUCUGGCCGCACUUCGCUUCCGCCCCAGUACGAAGCCGCAGACUACGAGCUCAGCCGCCUCCAUCUCACCGCCAGCACAUCAUCCGAGUCUCUUCCCAAGUACGAGCCCGUCUCUCAACCCGGGGCACCAUCGACCUCGUCGUUCUCGCCAUCCUCUGCCACGGGCCUCGAGGCUACGCACGUCUUUCAGGUUGAGACCCACGGCCAUCCACUCUUCGCACUGCCCAUCUCGCCUAGGCCCGACCCUAUACUUGUGUAUAGCGUCUUGCCAACGGGCGAAAUCGGCCCCGAGGUCUAUCAGUCCCUCCGCGAAAAGCGCAACUCCGGGAGCUGCACUCUCGUCCGUGCCGGUGAUGGCGGUCAAGGCCAGAUGCCAGUCUGCAACACGGCAUAUCGCUUCGGGCCCUAUCGCCCGCCCAAGAUUCGCCUCUUGGGCGACGUGGCCCACGACCAAGACUUUGAAGUCCACGAUAAGGCCUGCCACACGCGCGCGCAAGUCAUCCGCACCCACCUCGGCACCUUCCGGUGGCGCUAUGCCAGCCGCGCCGAGUGCAAGGCAAUCGGUGCCAGCAGUCUCCUCGUCCUCGACUUGAUCACGACGGUAGCUGCUGCUGGCGGCGCCAAGCAGGGCGAAAGGCGCAGGGCGGUUGCCCAGCUGGUGCGCAACGAGACACUUCGGACUCAGGGCACGGGCGGGACCACUGCGGGCAAUGGCGGGCGAUUGCUCGUGGACUUGAGGAAUUGGGUCGACUCCAAGGGAGAAGCGCAGCAGAUGGAAGUGCUUGUCAUUGCAAGCUGCAUCACCAUGUUGAAGAAAGAAGUGGACAGGCGCCGGAUGCAUCAACUGAUUGUCAUAGCUGGCGGCGCGUCGGGAGGGCCGUGA